Messenger RNA from Cynara cardunculus var. scolymus (artichoke), 2707 nucleotides. RefSeq names its product endoplasmin homolog. Gene Ontology annotation, biological process: protein folding. Lineage: Eukaryota; Viridiplantae; Streptophyta; Magnoliopsida; Asterales; Asteraceae. The record is from RefSeq and is a predicted model, not a curated record. The transcript is spliced from 15 exons. Gene Ontology annotation, molecular function: ATP-dependent protein folding chaperone; ATP hydrolysis activity; ATP binding. Bases 124 to 2571 code for a protein of 815 amino acids.
ACUCCCUUACUCUUCACUCAUUCCACAGUAUAUAAGAUUGCCGAACCAAUCGAAGAGCAUUUCAAAACCAAAUCUCACAUUAAACCCACCCAAAGGACUCAGCAUAGAUCGAGAGAGAUCGCAAUGAGGAAGUGGACUCUUCCUUCCAUCUUGUUUCUGCUAUGUCUCCUGUUUCUUCUUCCAGAUCAAGGUCGAAAGUUACAUGCGAAUGCAGAGGCCGAUUCUGAUGAAUUGGUAGAUCCACCCAAGAUUGAAGAUAAGCUUGGUGCUGUUCCACAUGGUCUAUCCACUGAUUCCGAUGUUGCCAAGAGGGAAGCUGAGUCAAUGUCCAGGAAAAGCCUCCGUAGUAAUGCGGAGAAGUUUGAGUUUCAGGCUGAAGUAUCUCGCCUUAUGGACAUCAUUAUCAACUCUCUUUACAGCAACAAGGACAUUUUCUUGAGAGAACUAAUCUCCAAUGCAUCUGAUGCCCUGGACAAAAUUAGAUUCCUUUCUCUCACUGAUAAGGAGGUACUAGGUGAAGGUGAUGAUACCAAGCUUGAGAUCCAGAUUAAGUUGGACAAAGAAAACAAAAUUCUUUCCAUUCGUGAUAGAGGUGUAGGUAUGACAAAGGAGGAUCUGAUUAAGAACUUGGGAACAAUUGCCAAGUCUGGAACUUCAGCUUUUGUGGAGAAAAUGCAGACAAGUGGUGAUCUUAACCUUAUUGGUCAAUUUGGUGUUGGAUUUUAUUCUGUAUAUCUUGUUGCCGAUUAUGUGGAAGUGAUCAGCAAACACAACGAAGACAAACAGUAUGUGUGGGAGUCGAAGGCUGAUGGGGCAUUUGCUAUUUCUGAAGAUACAUAUAAUGAGCCACUAGGUCGUGGAACUGAAAUAAGAUUGCACCUUAGGGAAGAAGCCGGUGAAUACCUGGAGGAGUCAAAACUGAAGGAUUUGGUGAAGAAGUAUUCUGAAUUUAUCAACUUCCCCAUAUAUCUCUGGGCCAGCAAAGAAGUUGAUGUUGAGGUGCCUGCAGAUGAAGAUGAAUCCAGCGAUGAUGAAGAAAAACCCGAAUCCACAGAGGAGGAGAAGGAAGAUGAAGAUACCGACAAAGAGGAAGAUGAACAAAAACCAAAGACCAAAACUAUCAAGGAAACAACUUAUGAAUGGGAGCGUUUGAACGAUGUUAAAGCUAUAUGGUUGAGGAGUCCAAGGGAGGUGACUGAGGAAGAAUACACAAAAUUCUAUCACUCUCUUGCCAAGGAUUUCGGUGAUGAGAAGCCAAUGGCAUGGAGUCACUUUAACGCUGAAGGUGAUGUCGAGUUCAAGGCUGUUAUGUUUGUGCCUCCCAAGGCUCCUCAUGAUCUAUAUGAGAGUUACUACAAUGCCAACAAAUCUAACCUCAAACUGUAUGUUAGAAGAGUCUUCAUUUCAGACGAAUUUGAUGAGCUAUUGCCAAAGUAUCUAAUGUUCUUGCUGGGUCUUGUUGAUUCUGACACAUUACCACUUAAUGUAUCUCGAGAAAUGCUUCAACAACACAGCAGCUUGAAAACAAUAAAGAAGAAACUUAUCCGAAAGGCCCUGGACAUGAUCCGCAAACUUGCUGAGGAGGACCCUGAUGAAUCUCAUGACAAAGACAAGAAAGAGGUAGAAGAAUCAAAGGAGAAUGAUGAGAAGAGAGGCCAAUAUACCAAGUUCUGGAAUGAAUUUGGGAAGUCAAUAAAACUUGGUAUAAUUGAGGAUGCAGCAAAUAGGAACCGUUUGGCGAAACUUCUUAGAUUUGAGACCACCAAGUCAGAUGGCAAACUAACAUCACUUGAGCAAUACAUCUCAAGAAUGAAAUCUGGACAAAAGGAUAUCUUCUACAUCACAGGCAGCAGCAAGGAACAACUUGAGAAAUCCCCAUUCCUUGAGAGGCUUAAAAAGAAAAAUUUUGAGGUGAUUCUUUUCACAGAUCCUGUGGAUGAGUACCUGAUGCAGUACUUGAUGGAUUUUGAAGAUAAGAAAUUCCAAAAUGUGUCCAAGGAAGGUCUGAAACUAGGCAAGGAUUCUAAAGACAAAGAAGUCAAGGAAUCAUUCAAAGAAUUGACCAAGUGGUGGAAGGAUACUCUUGCAAGUGAAAACGUUGAUGAUGUGAAGAUCAGCAACCGUUUGGCUGACACCCCUUGUGUAGUUGUGACAUCUAAGUAUGGAUGGAGUGCUAACAUGGAAAGGAUCAUGCAAUCUCAAACACUGUCUGAUGCCAGCAAACAGGCAUACAUGCGUGGUAAAAGAGUACUUGAGAUCAACGCAAGACAUCCAAUCAUAAAGGAGCUUCGGGAGAGAGUUGUAAAGGAUCCUGAGGACACAAGUGUAAAGACAACAGCCCAACUUAUGUACCAAACGGCAUUGAUGGAGAGUGGAUUUAUGUUAAGCGACCCCAAGGACUUUGCGUCACGUAUAUAUGACUCAGUGAAGACAAGUCUAAGCAUCAGUCCUGAUGCAGCAGUGGAGGAGGAGGAUGAAGUGGAAGAGGCAGAGGUGGAGAGCAGCCCAAAGGAGGAGGAGGAGAAGACUGAUUCCAUAGAAGAAGAGUCUGAUGUUAAGGAUGAGUUGUAGGUGUUUGUUCCUGUUUGGCAUUUAAGUUUGAAGUUAGUUUUGUAGUAACAGAAAUUUUGUCUGUUUGGGAUUAUUAGUUCCGUACUUUCUGCGGGUGUUUAAUUAAUGCAGGAUAUGAUAGUGUCUUCUGGUGUUU